Messenger RNA from Aphidius gifuensis, 2301 nucleotides. RefSeq lists its product as uncharacterized. The record is from RefSeq and is a predicted model, not a curated record. The coding region runs from base 328 to 1161 and encodes 277 amino acids. NCBI's taxonomy places the organism in Eukaryota, Metazoa, Arthropoda, Insecta, Hymenoptera, Braconidae. The transcript has 4 exons.
UUUACAAUUGAGGGAUGUAAUUUUAUUGGUCGAGAUAUUUAUUACAAGUACAGUAAUUGUUUUUAAAUUAAACAAGUAUUUAAAUCAAUUUCAGAUUUCAAGUGUGAUCCAAUUGCUGAGUGUUAUAUAUAUUCAACAGUAGUUGUUUGUUUUUGUUCUUUUGUUUUAUCAAGCUUGUGUUACCACUAGAAACCAGUCCAGCAAAUAAUAUUAUUUUAUGCGUGUAAUAAAAUUGAACUGAUAAAAACAAUUGAAAACACAUGAAUUGUGUAUAAUUAUAAAACAAAUAACGUUCAUCAUCAUCAUAAGUAAAAUUAAAAAAUUGUAAUGCAAAAUUAUCAUCAAAAAAUGAAUUCCAGGCGACGUACUUCCAGGGACACUUCAGCGAGUUAUAGAAUGAUGAUUUUUCCUUGUCGUACAAUGGAUUUAUGGACUUUUGAAUUUUUUUACACAAUAUUUCAAUGGGAAACUGACUGGUUUGAUAAUCCAAAAAACCAUUUAACCAGUGAAAAAUCAUUGAGAGAAAUUCUUGGUGAUAAUUGUCCUCUUGACUUGAAUUCAACGUUAUUGUGUUAUAACAGCACAAAAGAUUAUUAUGAAACGAUGAAGCCGUUGAUGAUGCAUGAAUUUUUUCAUGGUUUGUUAAAAGAUACUGAUGACGAGGAUGAUCCUGGUGAUAGUAAAAAUUCAAAUAGAGCAAAAUCAAUCAUCGGCAGUAUUGAGAGCAUCCAAGAAACAUCUGGAGAUUGUUCUUCAACUAAAAAACUGUUGGUAAUUAGAAUGAAAAUAUCUUACGAUUAUGAUAAAUGGAGAGAUCCAACAAAACCACCACCUGACACUCCGCAACGUGGUGAUUUAGUCCAUGUAAUCUACAAUGGCAGAAGAAAAGUAUUUGGAUACAUUGAUGACAUGGAUUGGAAACAUCAAGAUUGUACUUUAACAACAAGACAAAUAAAUACUAAUCAUUUAAAUAGAAAUUUAAAAUUAAAAACUGUUAAAUCAAUUCAACAAGAUUUACGUAAAUUACGUGCUCUUCAAGAGCUACCAGAAUCAUCAUUAUUUAAUGCAAUAAUGAAACCAAAUGAAUUGGAUUAUACAAUUAGAAAAGCUGGCAUUGAAUCCAUAUCACGUUUAAAAUUAAAACAAAAAAAACUAAAUUGAAAUUAAAUAAUCGAGAAAAAAUUCUUCCACUUCGUGAAAAAAAUACAAAUUUAGCCAUGGAGAAUUUGUUGAUUAAGCUUGUAUUAAAUCCAACUGAAAAAAAUGAUGAAGAAGAAAAAUUAUUUACAGCUGAUGAGAUCUCAAAAAUCGAAAUAAUUUUUAAAAAAAUUGUUGACUUGUCUGAAUUGUAUUAUCAAUGGCGAAGUAUUGAAGUUAACACAGUAGAUGGUUUUCAAGGGAGAGAACAAGACAUUAUAAUGGCAAAAUUAUAGGGCAUUGGUUUUGUUGCGUAAUGCACUCCAUCGGGUGGACAAAGCACCGUCAGGAUGACAACGUUGAUCUCGGUGAUUGGACAUCACCGGUGCCCGUGUCUGUAAGCCCAAUCUGUGUACUGACCUUGUGUGAAAACCUCGUGUUUAAAGGCCUCAAGCGUAUCAUAUACUUUCGUAUCUACCAUACAGUCAGUACACAUUUGUCAGUACACAUUUUUAACUUGUAUAUAUAGAACGAAAGUCCUACAUCACCACAUGUGAGAAAUAAUCUGUCGUUUCAUGCAGAUCGCCACCUAGCAGCGAUAAAAAAAGUACACGUCAAACAUUUUACAGAUAUAAUUUAUUUAAAUGAAAAUAUAUAUGUUGGAUAUUUAAAAAAAUAUAUCAUGUUGUCAUUAAAAUUCAGUUUUUAAUUCAUCAAAUGCAAUCAUCUGUAAUAAAUAUUUUACAUUAAUUAAUGCACACACCACACACAAACAAUUAAAUAUGUAUGUGUUUGUAAAGAUUUUUGUGUUUAUGCAUAUUUGUUUUUUAAGCGCCAGCUAUUUUGGAUUGUUUUGGAUUAAAAAAUUAUUGAGAGAGAAGAGAGAAGUGAGAGAGAUAGCCAAAGUUUAUAUACAUGCAUGCCCUAUAUAUAAAUACAAUAUAUCUCAGUACUCUUGACUCAGCGGACUCAGCGUCUCUAUUAGACUCUAUUUGUUGUAUAAUUUUUAUUAAUAACAAUAAAUAAAAUAAAAUAUAACAAUAAUAAUAAAUUAAAAAUGGCAAACAAAGAGACCAAUGAUGAUACAACUAUGAGUGAUGAAUUAAAAGAAAUAAAAAAAGAACUAAAUCUAGCACAAUUAGAUGCCGAUUUAGAGAAGAAAAA